Molecule: messenger RNA, 2810 nt
Organism: Linum trigynum
Lineage: Eukaryota; Viridiplantae; Streptophyta; Magnoliopsida; Malpighiales; Linaceae
Source: the annotation of a GenBank genome assembly
CCGAAUAGCACUCCAAAAUGAAUCUCAUACCCAAUCCUAAAAAAUAAAUCGUUAUUUGAUAAUACCAAAUAGUGAUAAAUUUGGUACGGUAUUCGGUAUAUACCAAAUACCGGUACCAAACUUCUAGCCCUACCGGCAGUGCAUGUCAUGACUCAUCACUUAUUCACCUUUACAACUGUUACGUAAAAUACAUAUCCAUUAUGUAAAGAUUACAGAAUGACAGUUGUUUCUUACAUAACAGUUAAAUCAGAAGCAUUACGUAAGGUUUCCGUAAUGACUUAGCACUUUACUUAACGCGAGAUGAAUAUUCAUUACGUAAAAGAACCGUCCAUUACGUAAGACUUUCGUAAUGGCUUAGCACUUCAUGUAACCGCACAAAAUCAUCCUAUGUAGAACCUCAAUGGAACUCAAAUGCGAGAGCUCCGGGACACAAGGACGACACACGUAUAGACACGAAGAAAGGAUGGGGGUCGUUCUAUCAACACCAUUAAGCUCACAAGCAAAAAGCUCCUAACAUGAGAAUGAUCGCCAAAGUCACAAGGCUCAAAGGGGCUGACUAGUGGAUAAAUCAUUUCGGGACAAUCAACAUUUGGGCGUGGACUAAUCCUAUGCCUCCAUCAUACUCACUAGUGACAACUGUGGUGUCAAUCGCCAUGGUAAGAGGGAUCUAAUCACACAAGAAGAAAAAGAUCGGCUCAAAUCUCACAUGGCUACCUAGUCACCCAACAAUCUAUUCCAAUUCAUAAAGCAACAUGCAUGGCAAUUGUAAUCAACAAGUAAUCGAGUCAAAACAUUCAUUCAUUUUUGCACACAUGAGAACUAAACCUUUGCACUAUCCUAAUGCACCUGUCAGUCAUCGGACAUACUCGAUCACAUGGAACAAUUCAAGGUCAAUGCCAAUAAUCACAAGAUUCUCCUACAAACCAGCAACUUUGAUCAUGCAAACAUUGCUUGGAGCCCUCAAAUUUUCAAAUGUGGGCAUAUAUCAAGGCUCCAAGCAUCAAUGACACGCCACUGGGGCUGGAGUGCGGAUCCCACUAUGAGGGCCGACCUAAACUUUGUCCUUCGGUGCUAUAGAAGGCAAAAAAUUCGAAAUGUGGCAUUCAUGGGGCAACUUUAGAUGGCGUCUUCCUCCCAUUCUUUGUCAUGCCUGGCUUCAACUCCUAAGGCUCUGGCUAACCCGUCGUAGCUCAUUGAACGACAUUCCCCCCCCCCCCACCCAACAUGAACUCGACCUCGUGCACUGGAUGGUUGAGGAGGGUUUUGGUCUUGAGGAGGGUGAAGGUACUGAAAAACUUGACGCACAGUUCCCCGUAAAUGUCAUCUUCGAGAUCAAGGAGUUGGCAAAUUGUGGGUGUGCCACUGCCUCCCUCAUAGCAUCACCACAAUGAAGCAUAUCGAAUUAUGUGAAGUCGAGCUUCCAAUGGUAAUCGGAGAUCGCAGUUGCCCAAAAACACAAUUUCUUUUCCAUAUCGGGCGACCUCUUAGGACCACAAGGAACGGGUGUCUCAUGUUAACCAUCCUGAAAAAUUUGACAAACAAACACCAUACGUGGAAACAUUCGUUAAGAACCACUCAUUGGGAGGAAAAAGAAAUCCCCCCCACACUUAUCUCCAAUAUGGAUUUCAAACAUUUAAGCUCAACACACCAUGGCAUGGUUGUGGCUAAUUCACGGUUCAUCUACACAAAAGAUUUGUACCCCAACCCAUGCCCCGGGGGCUACCAACCAACAUUCUAGCAUAACAAUGCAUCUUCAUUCAAAAAAAUAGCACCUAGUGGGCAAGAUCUACAAAUGCAAGCAAUUCGAAUCAACAAAUGCCCACCAAGGCUCACUAGGCUCAUACAAAGUCAAUCAUCUAUUCAAUCAUCCUAAUUCACCUAAUUCCUCGCCCUAAUUCUAAAUUCAACAGUCAAGGCACUAAAAUUCUCCUCACUUCACUUCCUAAUCCGAUUCUCCCAAAAUAAAUAAGUUAGAGCUGGAAAACCCUGGAGACACAGGUAGGACGUACGAGGAAAGGAGGCGAGGGCGACGAAGGCGAAAAACAACCUUAAAACAAUCCGGAGAAGGGUCGCCGAAACUUCUUCAGAAGCUCGCCGGACUCUCGUUGGAGGAUCACCGGCGACGACUACGCCAGGAAUUUUUUGCCCACAUCUCCCCAAAAUCAAGGUUUGUUUUGGGUCUGAGGUUUGUUUUGGGUGUUGUUCGCCGGAAGGGUGUGAAAAGGCCUGAAAACCGUUGGAGAAUAGCGGUUUUCCAGCGAGAUUUGAAUUUUCCGGCGAGUUUUGGGUCGUGAAGUGAAGGGCCAACUCUCACUCCCCUUUUAUAGACGAUGUGGCAAUUCACGGACGCGUUUGCCAGUUCACGGUAGUUAAGACCGCGAACACAACAAUGCGGCCGUGAAUUGUGGCUGGCCGUAAUACGCCCCUGGGGGGGUGUAUAUUAUCAAAAGUCACGCAACUAACGACUCAAUCGAAGAAUCGAUUGAGCUCUAAUCAAGAACAAAGCGUUCUUAAUACGAACUUUGAUCAAACGGAACCAAAAGGAUGAUUCCACCCCUGGGGAAUGCUCGAUUGGUAUAGAAUGGUAGUUGCUCGACCACGAUUGAAGUGACUAUUCAAUCGAUACAAAAAGCUCAGCAAGUUUGGAAUCCACCAAACCCAAAACAAGUUCGCAAACUUGCAAAACCAAACGGUUUCUUUUCUAUUCAAUCAACUCUAAAUUUUACAACGAAAUAGAGCGGUAUUUAAAGGAAAAUAAAACCUAAUACAACCCUAUUAGAACUAGAAAACAAUUAAGUUAAAAUUCUACA